This is a messenger RNA of Ooceraea biroi (clonal raider ant), 1351 nucleotides long. RefSeq names its product post-GPI attachment to proteins factor 2. Lineage: Eukaryota; Metazoa; Arthropoda; Insecta; Hymenoptera; Formicidae. The record is from RefSeq and is a predicted model, not a curated record. Gene Ontology annotation, biological process: GPI anchor biosynthetic process. Gene Ontology annotation, cellular component: endoplasmic reticulum membrane; Golgi membrane.
GACAGCUGAUUACAUUCGAUCAAUUCGCAACCUAACCCUCUUGUAUCGCUAUGAUGCCGAUCUGCUUGUCAGUGUCGGACGAUUCUCGCGUGCCGUUCGCCGCGCACGAUCGCUUCCUCGAAUCGGGAUGAUAAUCGCGCGGCUGCAUCACGGCCGUAUCCUUGAAAAACCUGGAGGAGAAACGCGACGAUGAUCGAGGUUACGUGUUUGGUGCAUUAACUUUAGCGCGCGCCGCGCGUGUUCAUGACGUAGAGAGAUUGCGGAGUCGGCCGGAAAGCCAAUAUCAUGAACAAGCUUAGAUUAGGGUCAGAGUAUAUUCCUUUAGCGGCGGAGGAAGACAUGUCGAGGAGCCGCGUCGUCGUGCCGUUCAGCAAAGUGGCAUGGUGCACCGUGUCCCUGCCGUUCGUGGCGUUCAUCUUUUGUGUCGCCUGGUCGGUCCUCUAUAAUUUCGAGCAUUCCACCUCCACGCACUGCCAGGUGUACAAUUUUUUACCGUCAGUCUCGGCGGCGAUUGGUCAUUACAGGCCUCAGAGAGACGUUUGGAAGACUGCCAUAGCGCUACAAGCAAUAGUGAGAAUCAUAGUGUUUAUGAUAUACUACCGUUACUAUAGGGAGCACGUUUACAAAUGGGCGCAAUACUUGAGUAACAUUGCACUGGUCAUGUACGCCAUUGAAAAUACGUCUCUCGUAACGUUGAGUUUUUGGUCUUCCGACGAGAAUUACACAUUCCACAAGAUGUCUUUCAUAACGUUUUUGAUAACGUCGUUUAUACACAUGUUCUUAACGUAUUAUAUUAUGAGGAGUUGCCGAACUGUCACGAGGGAAUGGUUUGACGUCGCGUCUCUGACGUGGAAACGCAGAUUAAUGCUGCUGAACGUGAUAUCAAUACUAGUAGCGUGCUACUUCUUCUAUAGGCAUAAUAAAUAUUGCGAGCCCUUAGUGUAUUCAAUGUUCGCUCUGAGUGAAUACGGCGUUGUUCUCUCAAACAUGGGUUAUCACCUAACUGCAGCGUUGGACUUUGCUACUACGCGUCUUAUGAUAUCGAGAAACGGACUCCGAGUCAUUUAAGCUCUUCCGAUUCACGGUUCGUGGUAAUUAUUAUGUAUACUUGAAGAUUAUCGUAUAUUAUUGUACAUAUACCAUUUUUAUUUUAAAUCUCCCGGCCAUAUUUCCCUGCCAGAAAGUAAUAUUGGAGAAUUUACAAGAAAAUAUUACUUUUGGGGAAUAUAAAUAUAGUGCCAAUUAUUACGUAUGCAUAUUUAUCAGGAUUUUUACAGAGAUACGGUUCUUAGAGCGCUUUAAAUAAUGUUCAAAAUAAAACCUGACGAACAAAAUAAAACAGUUUUAUAUA